CCCGCAGAAGCGGCAGCAGCAGCUGGAGCGGCGGUGGCAAUAGCGGGCGCUAGACAUCUGAAGACAUUGCUGGCAGACCCUGGGCUCCGCACAUCCGCCUGGCUGUUGCAUGGAGAACUGAGUGACCAAGAGGAAAGAUAAACAGGCCUGGUCACCACUAUGGAACCCAGGGACACCAGGAAGGGGAGACUGGAGAAAGAGAUAUGAAGGUUCAUCUCCCAGCACCAUGUCCCGGCUGUACACAGGACUAAAGUGAGGGGCCAGGUGUGGACCCUGCCCAGGGCAGCAUGACCAAGCCUCGGCUCUUCCGGCUAUGGCUGGUACUGGGGUCGGUCCUCAUGAUUCUUUUGAUCAUUGUUUAUUGGGACAAUGUGGGCACUGCCCACUUCUAUCUACACACGUCCCUAUCCAGACCACACAUCUUGGAGUCCCUGCCCACCCCAGGACUGGGUGGUGAGAAUGUAUUCACUUCCGAUGUGGACGAGUUUUUGGACACAAUACUUAGUUCCGAUGCAAAGCAGAAGGACCAUUCCAGAAGAAAAACUGAGCAGCCCCCCGUGCUCACCCCCAGCAAGCCGGUCCUGGACCACAUGGAGGAGAAUGUGAGAGGCUACGACUGGUCCACUCAUGAUGCCCAGCAGAACCCAGACCGGGACCGGCAGCAGGCUGAGAGGAGGAGCCUGCUGAGAGACUUCUGUGCCAAUGCCAGCCUGGCAUUCCCCACCAAGGACCGCUCUUUUGAUGACAUCCCCAACUAUGAACUCAACCACCUGAUCGUGGACGAUCGCCACGGGGUCAUCUACUGCUACGUGCCCAAGGUAGCCUGUACCAACUGGAAGCGAGUGAUGAUCGUGUUGAGUGAGAGCCUGCUGGACCGGGGCAGCCCCUAUCGAGACCCCCUGGACAUCCCCCGGGAGCACGUGCACAACACCAGCACGCACCUGACUUUCAACAAGUUCUGGCGCCGCUAUGGGAAGUUCUCGCGACACCUCAUGAAGGUCAAGCUGAAGAAAUACACCAAGUUCCUGUUUGUGCGCGACCCCUUCGUGCGCCUCAUCUCGGCCUUCCGCAGCAAGUUCGAGCUGGAGAACGAGGAAUUCUACCGCAAGUUCGCGGUGCCCAUGCUCCGGCUGUAUGCCAACCACACAAGCCUGCCCGCCUCGGUGAGCGAGGCCUUCAGCGCCGGUCUCAAGGUCUCCUUUGCCAACUUCAUCCAGUACCUGCUAGACCCCCACACCGAGAAGCUGGCGCCCUUCAACGAGCACUGGCGACAGGUGUACCGCCUCUGCCACCCAUGCCAGAUAGACUAUGACUUCGUGGGGAAGCUGGAGACCCUGGAUGAGGAUGCUGCCCAACUCCUGAGGUCCCUCAAAGUGGACUCCCAGCUCCACUUCCCCCCGAGUUACCGGAACAGGACGGCCAGCAGCUGGGAGGAGGAUUGGUUUGCCAAUAUCCCCCUGGCCUGGAGGCAGCAGCUCUAUAAACUCUACGAGGCUGACUUUGUUCUCUUUGGCUAUCCCAAGCCAGAAAACCUGCUCAGAGACUGAGUUCCCCAGCACCAAAUAAGCACCCACGCUAUCCCAUUAAACUGAAUGACUGUCGUAGUGAGGCAGUCCUUUGAGGAUGGGGUCUCUCCUGGCUUCUUUGGCCUUCUGGUGUGACAGGUGGAGGGUGCCGCACCUUUCUCAACAGGAGACCACAGAACAGUCAAGACCCUAGCACCUCACACUCCAGGGUUUUACACACCCCACCCUUUUGCAAUCUGGAUUUGUUUACUCCGCAGCCUGUGUUCAUAGGACACUGUUAAUACUGUUUUCUAAGAUUAAUAUAUUUCAGAUAUAUUUAAUACGAAAGUGGGAGAGAGCUGGAGUAAAGCGUGGCGCCCACACCCUUGUGCUCUUGUGAUUCUUUGGGUCAGGCAACAGCACACACAAGAAGGGGCCCAGGAGUUGAUGGGAUAUCCAAGCCUCACCUCCCCUGGAGGGGGACAGUCUCAAAGUGUCUUCACUAGACAACAGCCUAAAUUUGAAGCCAGCUGUCUCCGUUUGCUGUUACUGUAACAAACCCUCUGAGGUUCAUUAAUUUUUAAGGGCCUGGUGAGACCCUGUGAGGCCCUCAGGGAGGUGGUAGCAGCUGGAAUAUGUGCAAGAGGGAAGGAUCUCACUAGACAGGAAACAGAGUGUGGCUGUGGUCCUUGUGCCUCUUCCGAGGGCAUUGGUUCGCUCAGCUUCGAACUCCCUGGCCCCUGAGGACAAGACCCCUGGGUGACAUAGCCAAACCAUCCCCAGUCAUCACAGGCUUUGCUUGUAGUAUUUUUUAAAAAUUUGUUUAUGUAUGUGUUUUGUCUACACGUUUGUCUGUGCACCAUGCGCGUGCAGUACCCACAGAAGCCAUAAGAGGGCGUCGGAUGCCCUGGAAUCCAGUUUUGGGUGCCUGAGAGCAGCCAUGUGGGUGCCAGGUCCUCUGGAAGAGCUCUUAACCUCUGAGCCAUCUCUCCAGCCCCUAAGUCCUUUGAUGAAGUGGGGAUGCAUUUGAGAAGGGUAAGCACUGACAUCAUAUCUAGGGCUCCCUGAAGAAAUGGGCUCAGAGGUAAGCUCUUGUCAGGUCGGAGGCUCAAAGCAAAGCUGAUUGUAUCCUAGCUGUCAGAUUCACAGCCAUUGCCCCAACCUAGUGAUGUAGGUCUGUUAUCCCAGCUACUUGGGAUGCUGAGGCAGGAGGGCCACAAGUUAAAGGCCUGCCUGGAUUACAGAGUGAAUUCAAGGCAAGGGCAACCUGAGCAACUCAGUGAGACACUAUCUAGAAAUAAAACAUUAAAAGUGGGCUCAGUGGUAGAGCCCCUUCCUAGAAUUCCCCAGUGAGGGCCUGGGGUGUGGCUCAGUGGUAGAGCACCUGCCUAGAAUCCCCCAGUGAGGGGCUGGGGUGUGGCUCAGUGGUAAAGCUCCUGCUUAGAAUCCCCCAGCGAAAAGUUAGAUGUGUGGUGUUUAAUUGAACACACAGGAUCCUGAGUAUGCUGUUGAAUUAGUAUGUUGGUAUUUGAUAAACUACCAUUUUAUCAUCAUGGGUUGAAAAUGUCCCAUUAAGAAAAGAAAAUGGAGCCAGCUGUGAUGAUACAUGCCUUUAAUCCCAGCAUUUGGGAGGCAGAAGCAAACUGAUCUCUGUGAGUUCAAGGCCAGCAUGGUUUACAGAGCAAGUUCUGGGACAGCCAGGGCAACACAGCAGAGAAACCCUGUCUCAAAAAACCAAAAGAAAAGAAAAGAGGAAAAAAGGAAAUAAAAGGAAUGGCAUGGAACCUUCUGAGGUGGUGUUUGUGCAGGCAGGCAUUGGAUACUCAUCAGUAUUAAAAAAAUUUAAUAGUAUCAUUAAUAUUCAUAAAGGCUGAUGAAUAUUUAUGACCAUUUCCUUUCUCUGCCAAGACCCAGUCAGGGAGACCAAGGCCUUCUAUUGGAGAGUUCAUUUCAAACCACCAGGGAGAUGGCUAGUUCUUCUACAACACUGUGGCCAGACAUCUGACAGAGACAGCUUGAGAAAAGAUUUGAUUUUUAAAUUACAUUUAUUUGGGACUGGAAAAAUGGCUCAAUUCUUAAGAGCACUGACUGGUCUUGACCCAGAGGACCUGGAUUCAAUUCCCAGCACCCACAUGGCAGCUCACAACUGUCUGUAAUUCCAGUUCCAGGGGACCUGACACCCAUGGCAAAACACCAAUGCACAUAAAAUAAAAAUAAAUAAAUUUAAAUUAUAGUUAUUUUGUGUGGGUAUGUACCUGCCUGUGCCCAUACACACACGUGCAUACCACAACCUCCCUGUAGAUUCAGAAGCUGACUUGCAGGGGUUGGUUCUUUUGCUUCCACCAUGUGGGUUCCGGGGAUUAGACUCAUGUUAGACAGGGCAGCAAGCCCCUUUACCUGCCGAGCCGUCUUGUCAGCUCAGAUGGAGGAUUUAUUUUGGCUGACGGUUCAGAGUAUUCAGUGUAUCAUGGUGGAAUUCA
This is a messenger RNA of Chionomys nivalis (European snow vole), 3985 nucleotides long. RefSeq names its product carbohydrate sulfotransferase 12 (gene Chst12). The record is from RefSeq and is a predicted model, not a curated record. Gene Ontology annotation, molecular function: sulfotransferase activity. Bases 288 to 1547 code for a protein of 419 amino acids. Gene Ontology annotation, biological process: carbohydrate biosynthetic process; proteoglycan biosynthetic process. The transcript has 4 exons. Gene Ontology annotation, cellular component: membrane. NCBI's taxonomy places the organism in Eukaryota, Metazoa, Chordata, Mammalia, Rodentia, Cricetidae.